Molecule: messenger RNA, 6529 nt
Organism: Melopsittacus undulatus (budgerigar)
Lineage: Eukaryota; Metazoa; Chordata; Aves; Psittaciformes; Psittaculidae
Gene: ELOVL6
Product: ELOVL fatty acid elongase 6
Exons: 4
Coding region: 192-989 (265 amino acids)
Biological process (GO): sphingolipid biosynthetic process; fatty acid elongation, monounsaturated fatty acid; fatty acid elongation, polyunsaturated fatty acid
Cellular component (GO): endoplasmic reticulum; endoplasmic reticulum membrane
Molecular function (GO): fatty acid elongase activity
Source: RefSeq, a predicted model, not a curated record
AGAGGAGGAGACCGGCGGGCCCGGGAGGAGAGGCGCGGAGGCGAGCGGAGCUAUGUUAAACCCGGGAUACCGCUGAGGAGGGCCAGGCCACAGGCGGGGGCUCUCCGGCGGCGGGCGCGCAGGGGCCCGGCUCCCGAGGCGGCUGCAGGCAGCAUCUGGGCGCGGAGAGCGGCUCCGCAGCCACCGGGCCAAUGAACAUGUCAGUGUUGACUUUGCAGGAAUACGAAUUCGAGAAGCAGUUCAACGAGCAUGCGGCCAUCCAGUGGAUGCAGGAGAACUGGAAGAAAUCAUUCCUGUUUUCAGCUCUGUAUGCUGCCUUUAUAUUUGGUGGUCGGCACCUAAUGAACAAACGAGCAAAAUUUGAACUGAGGAAGCCAUUAGUGCUCUGGUCCCUGAGCCUUGCCGUCUUCAGUAUAUUCGGUGCUGUUCGAACUGGUGCUUAUAUGCUGUACAUUUUGAUGACCAAAGGCCUGAAGCAGUCAGUGUGUGAUCAGAGUUUUUACAUUGGACCUGUCAGCAAAUUCUGGGCAUAUGCAUUUGUGCUAAGCAAAGCACCCGAACUAGGUGACACAAUAUUCAUUAUUCUUAGGAAACAGAAGCUCAUCUUCUUACACUGGUACCAUCACAUUACUGUGUUACUUUAUUCUUGGUAUUCCUACAAGGACAUGGUGGCUGGCGGUGGCUGGUUCAUGACCAUGAACUAUGGAGUACACGCUGUUAUGUACUCUUACUAUGCCUUGCGGGCUGCUGGCUUCAGGGUUUCACGCAAGAUUGCCAUGUUCAUCACCUUGUCGCAGAUCACUCAGAUGUUGAUCGGUUGCGUGAUCAAUUACCUGGUCUUCUCCUGGAUGCAUCAUAGCCAGUGCCAUUCCCACGUGCAGAACAUCAUCUGGUCCUCUCUCAUGUACCUCAGCUACUUUGUGCUCUUCUGCCAUUUUUUCUUUGAGGCCUAUAUUGGCAAAACCAGAAAAGAAAGGAAGGUUGACUAGUGGUAGAAACAAGAAACCAUAGCUCAGGGUCAUCAAGAAAAACAAAAUUAUAAGAAAAGAAAAUGGCACAAGGAAACACAUAUAUGUAUGGUGCAGCUAAAACUUGGCAGCUUAGGGAAAGUUAGCUUGGUUUAACCCAGUAAGUUUAUGAUCCUAUCAUGGUGAGAACUCACUGAAUUCUACUCUAUCUCAAAGGACUGCUGGUGAAAGACAACUUCCUUCUUGUACCUGUCUGCUCUAGAAAAGAAAGGAGAAAAGAAAGAAGAAUAUAUUAAAAAAAAAAGAAAAAAGGAAAGAAAAGAAAGAAGAGAAAAGAAAUGAGGGGAAAAAGGUUACAUUAAAUAAGCAUCGUGUUUCCCCAGGGUGGAGGAAAGACUUCUAUUUAAAAGAAAGUUUCUAAAUCCUUUCUAAUAUUUUUUUUUCAGCAUUAAACCUAAACAAAACAAAGCAGAGAGGUUACAAAAAGAAAAACAAAUCUGAUAACAGUGCAAUUGCAGAAUUAAAAUCUUUUCCAUAUAGGAUUGAUACUUCUAGCCAAAAUUAAACCCAGAAGGUUGUUUUCUGCACAGAAGGUGGCUGAACUCCAUGCUGUGGUCAUGUAUGGAAAAGAGAAGAGAUUGAUUUCUCCACUAUGUACUCUGCCGGGGGAGCAGCUCUGGGAUUCAGAGUUGCCUCCCUCAGAAGGCAGAAAGGAGCAGUACUUUUACAAGAGUUUAAUGUGAAAAGAUGCACUGUUGCAAUACAUAUCUCAGAGUGCAUUUUCCAAGUGCAUUUUUCACUUAAAAACAAGGAGUUUUUACAGCAGGAUAAGUCAUAGAGGGUUAAAUCAAUCAGUAUUUGCUAAAUUACCAGGGGCUAAUAGCAGAGGGAUGAUCAGGAAGGAGAGGGAGGCAACUGUCCUCGUGAUUUUUAGAAAUUACCUGUUAAUUUCCAUUUAACCUGCAGCAACACUGAAUUAAAUGGGGGAACUCAGAAGAAAUCCUAGUUAGCGGGAAGAGAGUGAUGUAUCUGCCCACUGUUUUCAGAACAAUGCCCCGUGGUACAAUACGGAGUCUGUAUUUUUGUGGACACAAGGAUACCUGCCUGGGUGGGAAGAGAUGUCAGGACUGUCCGACAUUGGGAAACACUGUGCUUCUGCACCUGCCUCUUGGGCAGUGCAAAGAUGUUCAAAGUGCCCUCCUCUGGUCAUGUGGAGAUACUACUACAAAACAUACUUGGAAUAGGGUUUUCUUGACAUUUGUGUAGAGGAAAAAAUAGUGUAAACGGAGUAAUUUUGCUGCAACAGCUUAACUCUAAAGUCCAGAGAGAAUUACCCUUCAUUAAGUACAUCUCUCUGAAGAAUCUGUACUAUAACAUCAGACUGACCACUUCAGAAGAUGCUCUUUUCUUCUCUGAAGUCAGCUACAGAUAUAAGGAGAAACGUAUUUCACUCUGAACCUUAGAGAGUUAGUUGAGAACAGCCAUAUUCUGUCAAAGACAAGUAGAUUGCAUUAUCUGUGAUAUUCCAGUCCUUAAAAAGCCAAAUAAAAUGUGUAAAAGUUCCUAGUAUUUCAAAGACGCAAGUAUGUAAACUUGAUGUUAAAUGUGUUAAUGUAGUAUUCUAAAUUGUAUCAGUUAGGUAGUUUAACUAAACAAUUAGAAGAACUAGAUCAACAAAAUAGGGACUGCUGUUCUGCAUAGAAUAUACACACACCUAUAACUACACCCAUAUACACAUUCUGUGAAUUGUCAACAAGAAAAAAAAGCCCAGUGGCAGAGAAUCACAUUUCCUGGCUAAUGCAAAAGAUUGUCAUUAUCUUUCUUGCUUUAAUUUGAGAUUGUACAGUACAAAGAUUUUUUUUAGUAUGAUUUUUAGCUUUAAUUGUGCUGUCAUUCAUGAAACAGAGCUGCUUUAGUAUCCUGUUAAGAAAUGACAAGGGCUUUUUCUGUCUCAUUCUAUACAAAAGAAAAACAAAUAAAGCUACAUUCCAUGUUAUGUGAAUGGUCUAACAAAUCAAAAAGCCUUUGCAGGCUAAAAUCAUAAUUAUAACAAGCAGAAGAUGAGUUUACAUUUGUGUUAUUUAAGUUAUUGAUGUGCUGAUGUUAUUUUAUGGUACACAACAAAUAGCAAAAUGUGAUAUGCAGUAAUGAAGCUAUGAUACUCAUUAAUAGGACUCCUGUAUACGUGGAAAUAUUAGACAAAACCUUAAAUGUGCAAACCAUUUUGUUAUACAGCUUGGGAGUAGAUAAUUAUAAUGCUGAAUAAGCCUUUUUCCUCAUGCUUAAUUUUGCCCUGGCUAAGAAACAGCUUAAGACCAGUUGAGAGUGGAAAAGGCAAAAUUAAAGUCAACUGCAAUUAGAUGAGAAGUGUUAGUAGAAGCUCACCAUUGUGCCAUUUAGACCCUCAGUCCUGUGUGUCUUAGGUCUCUGAAAUAAAGCAAGAGGGGUUGGAAGUGUCCUGGCAUCUGGAGCUGAAGCUGGAGCAGAAAUCUUGGACCCUGUGAAGUCAGUGGAGAUUUUGCUCUGCUGUGAACAGAGCUGCUGUGUUUCACUGCCUUUAUCUGAGCAGGGGGAAAGGCACUGCACACAUCUCAGGCUAAUUUGAGGCUUAUGGCUAGUGAUUUGAAGUCCCCUAAACUUUAUCAAUAUCAAGUAACACCACAGCAAGGCAAGGACUCCUUGCUCCCAAGUUUAACACAGGCAGAAAACAGGGUGGGUUGCAAACAACCUGCCAUGUUUAGUACACUCUUUUCCCGAGUCACAUAAGGGAAAAAACACACUUCUGCAUGCUGCAUGGCAAUUCUGGCAAUGCCAGUACUGACUUCAGCAGAGCAGGGAUUUCACCACUCUUAUGCCAUCCUUCCAAAGCCCUUGCAGGCACCAUUGUGCUGUUCCCAGUGCCUGCUCCAUCACAUGCCGAGCACCCCACCAGCCAGGGCCAGACAGGCAAUGGCCACCUUCCUUUUGCGGUUCCUGCACAGAAUCCAGCUGAAGUGACCUCAAGACACAUUGCAGAUGUAACCCUGGCAUGCAGGCACUGAAUACAGUGGAUGUCCUGGCAGGUGACUAGGCUGCAGGCAGGCAUGUGUAUAGGGAAGGGGCAGCAAGAUCAGGCACACAAGCAACAGUGUGGGUACAAUUAGGGUACAUUUAUUGUUGCACUGGAAAUUGGCUGUCACACUGCCAUUUGCUUCAGCAGAUGAUGUGUCAUACAUGCAUUUACACAGAUCCUAUAGCCCCAGUAUAGCACUGGGCUUUUCCUUUCACCUUUUACACCAGAGUGGUACCUGGCAAUGAAGAACUUGAGGAUAAGACAAAAAUCAACUUAUACUGCUUUUCUUACUUCUUUUUUCUUCCUAAAACAUGCACACAUUAUAUUUAGACAUUGCAUUUAACCCACUCAUAUGUACUUAAAUACUGGGACAGUCAACCCCAAUGUAAUGACACCUAAACAAUAACCCAGCUGUUCCAACCUACGAGCUAAUUGGGUCCUAUUUAUUUCCCCUGCUUUUAGCCUUGGGGUCACACUUUCAAAUUUUUCUGCCUGCUACCAGAACCCCUUUUUUCCUAUAUUAUUUUAAAUAAAGCUGUAAUUCUGUUGCAUUCACACACACUAUGGGGAAUUCAAACUUUAUGUAAAUUACCAAGCAUUAUGGGACUUGUGACAGCCAUUAGAGAUGCUGGAAAUGCUGUUAUGGGGUAGACUAUUGCAGUCAGGAAAGUUGCACUACUGAUAAGGUCAGUCUGCCAGAGUCAAAGUCUGUCUGAUGCAUUAAUCCAAUGUACUGAAAUAAAACCAGAAAGGUUGGUAUGGAUUUACACGUAGGCAGGUGUGAACAGAAUUUGGCUCUUCCUAAACACUAUCGCUGUGUAGUGGAUGCUCCAAGGGAAAUAUAUUCAGCUACAUAAGUGAAGGAACAAAAACCUGGGUAAUUCCAAGCCUCUUUAAAUUGUGCCUGUGACAAGAAGGAAACCUCUUGUGAUUACAGACCUUCUGUAACUUGAAGUCAGAAAUAUGUCUGGGCUCACUGAUAACAGCUGGCUCCAAAAGAGACCUCUCACAAGAAUCUCACAGUAAACUAAUACAAGCUUUUACUUACAAGAUAAGGGCCAAAGUGUGCAAGAGGAAUCACUCAAAGAAGCCAGGUUGGGUAGUAGGAAAUAAUGUAUUGAGCAAGAAGCUGCAGGAGACAAGGAGGUAGAAGCCCCAUUCCAAAUCCCAGGAGACAGUAUUUCCAGGCUGAGCGCUCACUCCUUCACAAGAUGAGGAAAGGCAAGGCAGGAGGAGGAUGGGCUCCACAGUUCCAGGUGCCCAGGACAGGCUGGCUGGUGGAAUAAGGCUUGCAUGAAGGGGUCCCCUCCUGCAGAAGUGAAACAGCAGCCUUUGUAAGCAGUGCCAGAUACAACAUAUUAGUGCAGUAAUAUCUCUAGUAGUUGUAGUCUAUUCUGUACUUCAGAACCAGUAGCAGGAGUAUAACUUGUUUAUAUACAAAUCAUAAAUACAUACUUUAAAUUCUAAAAAUGGCCUUGAUCAAAGAAGAAAUCAAAACAAAUUGCAGACCAUUCUACUCAAAAGUUCAGGACUUGGUCCAAUGCCUGCUGAAAGUGAGAUUGUUGGUGAGAUACCUAGUGACUUCAGCAAGCUUUGCUUCAGCCUGCUGCAGCCUAGUUGCAGAGGGUGAUGCGAGACCUAAAUCCCCUUGUUUAUUUAGUGGUGACAUGAACCACUUGGGGCAUCACUCAGGCUCUGACUGGGGUCUUUAAUCAUAUUUUCUAGUUUAGCACCAGUGAGCUCUCUGAAAGGGAAGAUUUACAACUCAGAAUUGUCGGUUGGUUUCUACUGUUUUAUUUCAAUACAUUUUCCAUUCCAUGUAUUUUAUGAGAAGCAAGCUAAAGGACAAGUCCUCAUCCUGCUAUCGUAAAGGUCCCGUUGCAGUCAGGGCGACUACGAGCGGGCACAGAAACCUUUUGCUUACAGGCAUAAAGGCAGGAUCAGUGCCUUGUUACAGACUUACUUUCUAGCAGAGCAAAUACUACAGGGUAGGAUUUGAUUUCUGAAAUUAAAGUGUACCAACACAAAUAAGAUCUGCACAAGAACUCGAGAGCUGAGGGGAACCAGGGCCCUCCCCAGCACAUCAUAAAGCUCAAUGAAAUGCUGCAUGAAGUGGGGUUAGAGCAUAUUCCCCAAUGGGUAUAAGAUAAUACUCCCUUGAAACAGUGACCUUUCUGAGAAGUCUCACUUCUGUCCAGUCCUGGACAGCUUCAAGCAGGCCUGUCUGCUGGAAAAAAAACCCAGCUGUUAUUGACUUACCUGCUUUCUCAAAAGAGCCACUACGUGCUUGAGGCUUUUGGGAGCCUUAAAGCUCAAGCUAGAUUUAUAUUCAGAAUUAAAAGCAACCUUAAAUAUGUGUACAAUAACUAGGAGAGAAUAGUAUGAGAAAUAUCUUUAUUUUACCAUUUUCAAAUGGCUAUUUCACUACAUAAAAGGAAGUUUUUAUUUUUAUUUUUUUGGGGUAUGUUGAUAUUCCAAAAUAAAAUUUUAACUUUUGGUUCAAAAUAAA